Amoebophrya sp. A120 is the source of this 5900-nucleotide messenger RNA. The record is from the annotation of a GenBank genome assembly. NCBI's taxonomy places the organism in Eukaryota, Dinophyceae, Syndiniales, Amoebophryaceae.
AGGACCCCAAUAUCGUCACUUGUUCCUGUUGAACCUCGAUUGCGAUCCUCGGACCAUUGAAAACUUUUCGGCAGUUUUACUGAGAAGAAUUUGAGUCUGUCUUUUCCUUGCAUGUUGAUGUUGGCGGCUCGGUUUCGGUUAUAUUUUUCAAUCGAAUCAGUCUCACCCCCACCUCCUAUAAUUGUUGACUUAUCUCCAACUGUCGCUGAUCAACUUCGCCAGUGUGUCUGCGUCGAUGCCAGACACAACUACUUGUUGUAUGCAGGUUGAAACAUUAAAGACUAAAGCUAAACCCUAAACGCUAAAGGCAAAGAUAUAAAGAAAGCGAAAAAAAAUCUCUUGUGCACUGCUCGUGUAGUUUGUAGACUUCUAUCUUAGCUCCUCCAGAAGAUGGUAUACAAAGCCUCCUCAGCCUCGUCCUCGCAACACCCGCGAGACGAAGAAAAAGAUCGGGCGAAGGAGGACCAGCGCACGCACCUGGCGCGGCGAAUUAGUAUAUCCAACUCUAGUGAUGCAGCAAGAUUAACGACCUCGUCCGCGACCGCGACCGCGUGCGAUGGAUCUGUUAACGCUGUGGGUCGUGAAGAGCUGCAACAGGAGACGAAAAGAAAUAUGCCGGUGCAAGGACGAAGGUCCUCGUUUUUUCGAAAUUCAGUUGCAGGGGAAGAACUAGUUGCGCGGUCCUGUUGCUCUUCUACUAGGAGCGCACCUGCACCUCCUCAGCCGGAUGGCGAGCAGUAUCACUGCAACCCAGAAGGAGAGACAACUCGCUCCUGCGGUAGCCUGAGCAGCUGCACCAGCGUUAGUUCCACCGCUUUUUGGUCUACCUCCAGAAGCAGCAGCAGGGUCAUCGUCAUUCGAGGUGGCGAAGAUCAAAAUAAGAGCGUAACAGAAAGAACAACAAGAAGGGAGAUCACCUGCAAGAAUGUUUUUACCCCAGGAGCACCGGUGCCUUCUUGUAGUACGGGAACACCGUCAACUUCCUCUCAUGUGGUGGAAAAAAAGAAAGGAACAAAGUUGAUGAGGAACGCGAACGAAAACGAUCGAGAUUUUCAUUUUUCCCGUGGCAGCAAGCGAGUAGAAGUAGAAGCCGUCUGCUCAUCUUCAUCCCCUGCUAAUAAUACUUCCCGCAGGACGAGCAGCUGCGCCACUAGUAGUGGUUCGCAGAACAGUUGUGCGUCUAGUACCUUCCCGUCUGCCAAUCGAAAACUCGUCGUAGAUGAACAAGACGAGUGGAGGACAUCCAGAACGCAGCACGUGGACACCAGGGGUACUGUUCAACAAUUCUCUAGAAGGUUAGAGUCCUUGUCACCACGUGCGCUGGGGAAGGCAACUGGAGGAAACCCACAGGAGCUGCGAAGAUAUCCGACCUACCACGCCGAGGACUUUUGCAGUCUGCACAGUGGCUCGCGUCCGCGUCGCAGACGCAACAGGAAAAAUCUUCCCGUCGAGCGUUCUCCUACGGCGAAGAUACCGACGACACCCGCCGGGAAACCAACAAGUACAACCAGGCCGACCGUCCACCUCUCUUCCUGGCUGCAAAAUUGGAAGCCUGUUUGGCUGAUUCUGGCCCUGCUUUCCACCCGGGACAGACAGAAGUCCACUUUCUUCAGCGACGAGGACUCCUUGUUUCUUGCAGAGAACAAUAUGCCGCUGUUGGCAGGAUCAACUUCAUCUAAUACCACAGCUGUGGAUGAUGCAUCUUCAUCCAGCCGCGAGGAUGAAGGUUAUUUCCGAAUAUCAAGAAACCUCCUCCAGCUGGACGAUCGGCGCACAGUGCAGCAAGAAGAGUUCUUGCCGCAAGAAGGCAAAAAAUCGCAUCAACCCCUGCAGGAACCAAAAUCAACAUCAAGUCACCAACAAGCUCCCUAUCAAAUGUAAAAAUGUCUGGGUCUGGAAACUUGUGAUGCUGGGUGGCGUCUCAUGAUGAGGCUGCAAAUGCUGGCUCAGCAUGACAGGUUUCUGAGCUCCUAGGUGUUGCCUAUUCUGCAUGACAAACUGCGCUUCUGCAUCACAGAAAAGCGGAGCUCUUGGGUAACGUGCAUGACAGAUUUAAGAGCCAUGCCAGACAAGCAUGACAAACAUGAAUUCUUCCAGACCCAGACAUUUUUACAGUUGAUACUCCCCUUGUUAUUUCUAUUUUCCUAGACUACGCGGACCUGUUCCUGACCAUCCCGAAUGGCGGCGCGCUCGCGCAGAACACGACAACCACUACCACGACCACGACGACCGAGAUACCCGCGACCACGACAACCACGACCACCACGACCAUCAUUGUGACCCUAGCCGCGCCCUGGAAGCCGCCAGUGGACUUCUGGGGAGGAGCUUACGCUACGAGUAUUUCUUAUGGAUGUGUCAGAGUUGAAGUCGACAAAGUUGAAAUAAUUUGGUUGACAAACCAAAAUCUCAACCACGCCAAUUUGUCUCAACGUUGAGACAAAACGCCCCAACGUUGACACCGACGCCUCAACUUCGGCACCGUUUAGGUUAGGGAUUAGGGUCUAGGGUUUGGGGUUCUGGUCGUCGGCCAGGGCAGCCGCCGCCGGCCGGCCGGCCGGCGGCGGCUGCCCUGGCCGACGACUCUCUCCUUUCCUUGUGCUGUGUUCCACACCCGCGCCCCUGCCCGUGUGUGUUGCCGCGUCCUUGCCCUCCUUGUGUCUCAUCGACCCCGCCUCGCGUCAAUGGCGGCGGGCGUACCUCUCCGCCGCUGCCGACGAGCGUUGUUUGGGGCCGCCGGGCAAUCGUUGAGACGAUUGCCCGUCGGCCUCAUGAACGUUGAGACAAGAACGUUGAGAUUCUGGUCUGUUAACCAAAUAAUUUGCCAUGCAUAAAAUGGAUGCCAGUUGGAACCCAGUUUGUAAGUGGCGCAUGACAAAUUUUGGUGGUCCCUAAAUCCAGUUUGUCAUGCUAUUUAGGCAAAGAAGAGCGAUUGGAGCUCGAGCUGUAACCCCAAACAGGCUUACAAUCGGCCUCACUUGCCUGCUCUGCAACACACGGACCUCGGGCCAUGCAUUUUAUGCAUUACAGAUUAUUUCAACUUUGACGAUUUCAAACCUGACGCUUCCAUAUCUCUUUGGGCGAUCAGCUGCGUUGUUGAUCUUGAUGCAACAUGUAGUUGAUCUUCAGAAUUAGUUAUAAAAAAAGGAGCUCAACGAUCUAUCACUCCAUGCUUUUGCAGGUCGUGUGUUGUUCUUCAUAACAAGAACACAUGUAUAAUUCAUUUUUUUUUUUUCGAUUCCAGGCACCAGGAAAGUUCAUAUGUAUCUGAUGACUUUAUUCACCAAGCAACCUAACACUACACACGACAGCCACCGCCGACCCGAAUGCGGCAAGCAGUAGUAACCAAGCCGCCGCCACGACCACCACCACGACCACCACGGUUAAAGAGGGCGGCUACACGGCCUCGGACUUUGUCACGCUGCAGCCCGCGGCCCCACUCCCCGAUAAACCCGCGGACUUGAACGGAGGGAGCUCGCAAGUGAGCAACACCCCGGCCCCGAAGGCGGGCGGCCCGGUGCAGGUCGCCGUGGCUUAUCAAAUGCAAAAAUGUCUGGGUCUGGAAGAAUGCAAGCUUUGUCAUGCAUAUUUCUCAUGAUCCAUGAUGCCUGUAACGCAUGACCUAGCAUCACAGACUUGUAGAGGGCUUCCUGAUGCACCUUCCGCAUGAGAAAUGCACUGUCCGUGUAGGACAAACUGUACCCCUCUUGCUGGUCAUGCAAUACAAAUUUUUUUAGAGUCCAAAAACAGCAUGACAAGUUGCAAACUUCCAGACCCAGACACUUUUACAAUCUAUAUGGCUGCGAACGAGACCACCAGCACCGACGCCGACACGGCCUUCAUGCGGCAAAAUUUCGGGUGCGACGUCACCUUGCGCAUCCCGGCGUCCACGCCAGCAGCGACUACCAUCGCAAUUUUCAUGCAGGAUGCACAGGUAACAAGUGCUACAUCUAGUAUUUUCUCAAAGUUGUAGAUUGUUAGUAGCUGUAGUUGCAGCAGCUGGGCACACAGGCACUACAGUGCUGGUGGCUAAAUUGUUAAUACAUAGAUACUAAACCUUGACCUCUACGUCCUCCAUUCUAGUUUACGGGCAUGAAAAGAUACCAAAAUGAAAAAUAUCUACAGCUGGUCAGUGCCUACGAGCAGGGGGCGUGUGCGGCGCUGCGGUCGAACCCCGGGCAAAUCUCGCUCGAUUGCAACCACGUGAAGUUGUCCAGCAUGAGUGUGCUGUCGACGCAAAGUGACGUCGUCAACAACAUCGUCGAGGUUCGCAGAACUACGGCCGACGUGAAGCAGGCACGAAACCCGAAUUUGUUGUGGUCUCUGCACGAAAUUGCGAAUCAAAACUACGGACAACAACAAGCAAAAGGAAACGCAAAAAAUCACCAUGGAGAUCCGAAAGAACAAGAACAAGAACAAGGGAAUCAGGAGCAACACACGCCCAGAGUCCUGCGCGAAAUCAUCCGGCGGCCGGAGCUUGAGAAGGCGGCGGAAGACCAGAAAAGUGCGAAAAACUCCGUUGUUCCGGCAGGUAGACGAAAGCUGGCAACUCACGACAGCGCCAAAGUGUACAAGCGGCCGAAAUUCCUCACCUACUCGCAGCCGCAGCGAAAAAAGCCCUGGUGGCAGAAGCUUUUCGCGCGGAGACUGACCAGCACAACGUCCUCAACACCAGUGAUGCGACAAACGGCCUUGGUUCGCUUCGACUACAGUGUGCAGGUGCAGUCGACGGAAGCAGCAAAGUACUUACUUACGAUGAUGACGCAUUACAUCCACCCUUUAGUUUUACUAGAAUCUUCUGUAUUUUUUGGGAUUCGAAUUCGUCAUGGUCAUGCGGACAUCGACAUGAGAUUUCCGGAAUGUGAUGCUGGUAUGCGCAGCCUCUCGCGCAGCAUUCAUCCAUACAAAAAUGUACUUUUUUUUGCACAUCGGUGAAAUGAUAAACUUUCUCGAUCUAUCAGUUCUCUCGUGGCGGACAUCCAGCGGACGCAGGCGAGCACAUUUGUCGCGAAGUUGAACCUGGCGCUGACGGAAGCGGAGAUGAAUGGGCUGCUUUCGGACCAGACCACCAGCAUGUUCCCCGUGAUUACCAGCCUGGAAACCGAGUGGGGCGAGCUCGAGCAAUUGAACAUCACGUACCCCGGACCGCCAAGGAUCAAGAUCGUCAUGAGCGACGCAACUUCGGUUUUCCAGAACAGUGGCUACUUCCUCACCGUUUUCCUGGGUCUUGUCCUGCAGUUGCUUUAUUUGGGGGUCGUGGGAGAGGUGAAUCAGGUCUGAUAUUGUCGGAAUUCGCAAUUUAAAUAAAUGGGAUCGCCGGGGUUUUCAUUUUCAAACUAGGAAGCGAAUCCAGAACCUCAUUGAUUCUCAGUUGUUUAAUGAACGCACACGUAGCUUUAGCAGUAUCUUCUCUGGGUAUGGCCCGGAGCAAAAAUCAUCCAUACUUACCAGAGACGGAAGCGAUGAUACGAAUAUUUUUCGUUGGGUACAACCCCAUCGCUCUAUGUUGAGAAAACACUAUCGAAACGAAAACUGUACAUUUAGUCACAGCAACAUGUGAAGAGUUGCAAAACUGCCACAGCCAUACCACCUCCAUAAUGAAUAAAAUCCGUACAAUACUGCCUUGGACUACGACUACUGAAAGUCAUAGAGCCUGCUCAAUGACUACAACUCAAGAAAAGCAAAUCAAAACCACUCAUCUACCCUUCUAUUAGCGACGGAAAAAAUUAUGACAAAACCAGAAACGAAGUGAAGCACGUCUACCCAUCAAACAACUAGUCUGCUAUCCUGAACAUGACGACACCUCCCACCCUUUUCAUCGUAAAAUACAGUGUACACCUUUGAUUGAGCUCCUACUUUAUUGUCACAUGAAUAAAGAGAAAAUGAAUCUUGAUGUAGCUGAU